This is a messenger RNA of Populus nigra (black poplar), 1174 nucleotides long. RefSeq names its product probable carboxylesterase 2. NCBI's taxonomy places the organism in Eukaryota, Viridiplantae, Streptophyta, Magnoliopsida, Malpighiales, Salicaceae. The transcript has a single exon. The annotation marks the transcript as partial. The record is from RefSeq and is a predicted model, not a curated record. Gene Ontology annotation, molecular function: hydrolase activity.
AGCCGGUUGAAACUGAAUAGAGAAGACGAGGAAUUAAGUACAGAGAACAGCCAUAGCUUCCCUCUCAAUCUCUCUCCAAAUUCCAUGGAGUCCAGCAAACAAGAAGUAGUCUUUGAGCUACCAAUGACUCUCCGAGUUCAAAAGGAUGGCCAUGUAGAGAGAUUAAUACCCACAGAUUUUAUCCCACCUUCAACCGAUCCCAUUACAGGAGUUUCAUCGAAAGAUAUUUUAGUAGUCCCAGAAUCCAACAUCACUGCUCGCCUAUUCCUACCUAAAAUCACAGAUCCGAAAGAAAAACUUGCCGUCCUUGUUUAUUUCCACGGAGGAGCCUUUGUUGCCCGCACGCCAUUCACUUCUCCAAUCCAUAAUUUUAUAACCAACCUUGUUUCUGAAGCCAAUGUUGUUGUUGUUGUUGUUUCUGUUGACUAUAGAAAAGCUCCGGAGCACCCUAUCCCGGCUGCAUAUGAAGAUUCACGGGCUGCUCUCAAAUGGGUUGCUUCCCAUUCCAACAGAGAUGGACCUGAGCCUUGGUUAAAUAACCACGCUGAUUUUCAACGUGUUUUUGUGGGUGGUGAUAGUUCUGGUGCUAAUAUUGCCCACAAUUUGGCUAUGGCUGCUGGGAGUCCUGAGCUGGGGCUUAGUAUUGGGCUUCUUGGGAUUGUUUUGGUACACCCUUAUUUUUGGGGGUCGGUUCGUAUAGGAUCGGAGACGGUUUAUCCGGAUGACAAGGCUGUUAUUAAUCGGGGUUUUUUGGAUAUGCUUUGGCCAUUUAUUUGUCCAUCUAACCCAAAUAAUGACGAUCCGCGACUCAAUCCAAUAGCAGAAGAUGCACCAAGCCUAGUGGGCCUGGGGUGUAAGAGGGUGCUGGUUUGCGUGGCCGAGCAUGAUGUGCUGAAAGAUAGAGGCUGGCUUUAUUACGAGGCAUUGAGCCGAAGUGGGUGGAUGGGCGUGGUUGAGAUAUUUGAGACACAAGGAGAGCAUCAUGGAUUCCAUCAUCGUGACUUGGAAUGUGAGAAAUCUAAACAGUUGAUACAGAGACUGGCUGCUUUCUACAAGACGGAUGCGCCUCUACUUUGAUAGAGGGUGGACUUCCUGCUCUUGCUUUUGUUAUGAUCAUACGAGUGGUCUUAUGCUUAUAUAGCAUCAAGAAAAACUUGUGUGUUUCAAUUUCAGU